AUUUUCACUUCAGCAACCAAUAAACAAUUGGAGAAGGUGUGGCUACUAAUCCAAAGUGCAUGCCCCAAAGUCACACGUGAUCCUACUGUAGUUCAAGGUGUCACAUCGAAGCAGGAGACUAUGGAGCUGAAGGUGAGGUAUGUUCUGCUGCUGGCCGUGGGCCUGUGGUCAACACUGCUACUGACCACGGUGACCGCCCACCAGGAGGAGGAGGACGAGCCUAUCAUGGAGAUGGGGGGCGACAUGGAUGUGGAAGACGAGAUGGAGGAGCUUGACCAUGGGGAGGAGCUUCUGGAUGGGGAGGUGGAGGCAGACAUGCCCCCGGGACCACCACCAGUCCCUAAAGUGACCUACAAAGCGCCCGAGCCCACGGGAGAACACUUUUUCGCCGAGUCCUUUGACAUGGGGACCCUUGACAGCUGGGUCCUGUCAAAGGCCAAGAAGGAGGACAUUGAUGAGGAUAUCGCCAAGUAUGAUGGUAAAUGGGAGGUGGAGGACAUGAAGGACGGCAAGCUGCCCGGCGACAAGGGCCUGGUCCUCAAGUCCCGUGCCAAACACCACGCCAUCUCAGCCCAGCUCCUCAGGCCCUUCAUCUUCGACACCAAGCCCCUCAUCGUCCAGUAUGAGGUCAACUUCCAGCAAGGGAUCGACUGCGGCGGCGCCUACGUCAAACUGCUCUCCCAGACACCCGACCUUAACCUGGAUGAGUUUGUUGACAAGACUCCCUACACCAUCAUGUUCGGACCAGACAAGUGCGGCGAGGACUACAAGCUGCACUUCAUCUUCCGCCACAAGAACCCCAAGACUGGCGAGUAUGAGGAGAAGCACGCCAAGAAGCCCGACUCAGACCUGCGCACCUACUACACCGACAAGAAGACCCACCUUUACACUCUGGUGGUGAACCCAGACAACAGCUUUGAGGUGCUGGUGGACCAGGCGGUGGUGAACAGUGGUAACCUGCUGACAGACAUGACCCCCCCCAUCAACCCGGCUGCCGAGAUCGAGGACCCCGACGACCACAAGCCAGAGGACUGGGAUGAGAGACCCAAGAUCCAGGACCCUGACGCAGUCAAACCCGAGGACUGGGAUGAGGAUGCACCGAAACAGAUCCCAGAUGAGGACGCAGUGAAGCCAGACGGCUGGCUGGAUGAUGAGUCCGAGUAUACCAGCGACCCCGACGCGGUCAAGCCCGAGGACUGGGAUGAGGAUAUGGAUGGUGAGUGGGAGGCCCCUCAGGUCCCUAACGCCCUCUGUGAAACAGCCCCCGGCUGUGGCGCUUGGCAACGGCCCAUGAUUGACAACCCCAGCUACAAGGGCAAGUGGAAGGCCCCCAUGAUCGACAAUCCCAACUACCAGGGUGUGUGGAAGCCCAGGAAGAUCGCCAACCCAGCCUUCUUCGAGGACCUCCAUCCCUUCAGAAUGACCCCCUUCAACGCCGUGGGCCUGGAGCUGUGGUCCAUGUCCAGCGACAUCUUCUUUGAUAACUUCUUCAUCACCAACGAGAGGCACACGGCCGAUCGCUGGGCCAAUGAUGGUUGGGGCCUGAAGAAGGCUGCUGAGGGAGCCGCUGAGCCCGGUCUGGUGAACCAGAUGAUGACCGCAGCAGACGAGCGUCCCUGGUUGUGGGUGGUCUACGUGCUUACCGUGGCCGUGCCCCUAGUCCUGAUCAUCAUCUUCUGCUGCACUGGAAAGAAGACUGCUGCAGCUGCAGCUGCAGCCGACUACAAGAAGACAGACGAACCCCAGCCAGACGUGAAGGAGGAGGAAGUGGUGGAGAAGGCUGAAGCAGACCAAGUCAAGGAGGAGAAGAGCCAGCCAGCAGCAGCAGAGAAGAAUAGUGAUGCAGAAGACAGUCCUGCAGAGGAAGGAAAUGAGGAGGAAGAGGAGGAGGAGGAGGAGGAGGAAGAGGUCACUGAAGAGAAACAAGAAGAUGACCUCCUCAGAAGGUCCCCCAGAAACAGGAAAUUGAGAAAGGACUGAUGUGGCUUUCACAAUCCUGGAUCUCUGAUUUAAAACCAACAGCCCUGACCCAGGGUCACUCCCUAACCCCACCCACCC
Oncorhynchus gorbuscha (pink salmon) is the source of this 2058-nucleotide messenger RNA. RefSeq names its product calnexin (gene canx). Gene Ontology annotation, molecular function: calcium ion binding. Lineage: Eukaryota; Metazoa; Chordata; Actinopteri; Salmoniformes; Salmonidae. The coding region runs from base 121 to 1980 and encodes 619 amino acids. Gene Ontology annotation, cellular component: endoplasmic reticulum membrane; endoplasmic reticulum. Gene Ontology annotation, biological process: protein folding. The record is from RefSeq and is a predicted model, not a curated record. The transcript has 14 exons.